AUGACCCGAUCUCUGUGGUCAUCCACAACCGCCCGCCGGUUAUCCCAGCAACCGUGCCGUCGAUUCCUUUCAACCUCUCGUCCCGCAACACUCUCCGCAUUCUCCGUCGGCGAAAUCACUCCUCGCCGGAAAACAUUUGUCGCCUCUGCGCCGCUAUACAGACCUUCCGUUCCGCGAUCAUUGAUCUCCUGCUCUCGCUUGCAUGCACCCAUUGCCUCUUUUUCGUCUUCGUCCGUUCGAUCCGCCACCAAGAUCACUCAAAACCCGAGAUCCGGGGAAGAUGGAGAGACUCUUAUGAUUAACAUCUCGCCUCGUGCUGCGGAGCGUCUUCGCGAUAUUACCGACCCAUCCUCCUCUCCCUCUGCAACACAAGAAGAGAAUCCUUACCACCACCUCCGUAUCACCGUCACCAGUGGUGGGUGCCAUGGGUUCCAGUACAUGAUGUCGCUAGAGUCAGCGUCCAAAAUCGACCCCGAGGAGGACACUAUCUUCGAAGGUGAAGAGGCCGAGACAGCUUCAGAGGCUACCGGAGGAGCUAAGGUCGUUAUGGACGAGCCAUCGUUGGAGCUUUUGUCUGGUAGUACCGUCGACUACACGACUGAGUUGAUUGGAAGCCAGUUCACGAUAGUGGACAACCCGCGAGCAACUAGUAACUGUGGCUGUGGGACGAGCUUUGAUGUGAUGGAUUAG
Molecule: messenger RNA, 690 nt
Organism: Penicillium odoratum
Lineage: Eukaryota; Fungi; Ascomycota; Eurotiomycetes; Eurotiales; Aspergillaceae
Product: HesB/IscA family protein
Exons: 2
Coding region: 1-690 (229 amino acids)
Biological process (GO): iron-sulfur cluster assembly
Cellular component (GO): mitochondrion
Molecular function (GO): 4 iron, 4 sulfur cluster binding; iron ion binding; 2 iron, 2 sulfur cluster binding
Source: RefSeq, a predicted model, not a curated record